Molecule: messenger RNA, 1371 nt
Organism: Penicillium maclennaniae
Lineage: Eukaryota; Fungi; Ascomycota; Eurotiomycetes; Eurotiales; Aspergillaceae
Exons: 7
Coding region: 1-1371 (456 amino acids)
Biological process (GO): mitochondrion distribution
Cellular component (GO): cytoplasm
Source: RefSeq, a predicted model, not a curated record
AUGCAUGAGAUCGUGACGCUACAACUGGGUCAGCGGGCCAACUACCUUGCGACUCAUUUCUGGAACCUCCAGGAAUCUUAUUUCACAUACAACGAUAGCGAAGAGACACCGGUUGAUCACGAUGUUCAUUUUCGACCUGGAGUCGUAAUCUACGAUCUGAAGGGUGGAUUCGGCACACUGCGAAAAUACAAUGCGCUGUAUGAGCUAAGCGAGGAGGCCGUGACUGGCCUUUGGGAUGGCCAAGAAGUUGUCCAGAAGCAAGCGCCCAUUCUGCAAAGCGAUUAUCAAAAAAGCUUAGAUCUGGGCACUCCUGCUCCCCGAUUGACUUCGGAAACUGUGCGUUAUUGGUCCGAUUACAACAGAGUCUUCUACCAUCCCCGCUCAAUCGUACAAAUGAAUGAGUAUGAGCUGAACUCUCAAAUCAUGCCGUUUGAGGACUGGAACACCGGUGGAGAGCUGUUCAAUGACCUCGACAAAGAACAUGAUCUCUUAGAUCGGGACGUGAGGCCAUUUGCAGAGGAAUGCGACCAACUGCGAGCACUGCAACUAUUCUCUGGAGCAGAUGAUGCUUGGGGCGGAUUUGCCGCACGGUAUAUCGACCGGCUUCGAGAUGAGUAUGGAAAGAAAAGUAUCUGGGUCUGGGCCAUUGAGGAUGGAACCAAGGUCCAGCGGCACCAACAAAUGAAAAAAGACAUUAACAAGGCCAACUAUUUGCAGGUUGACCGUCGCUCGCGCUGGCAAACUACAGCACUGAUGUGCUCCGCGGUCGAGACAGUGACCUUGCCGUCCCGGCUGCGGCCGUACCAUGAUUUCGAGUCAUCUCUGGCUGGAGAUGACGGGACUCACAAUAUCUAUGAGCUGCAAACCACUUUCAACCCCAGAGAGCACGGACACAAAUCACCCACCAAAGAGGAUGGAUCACCUCAGGCGGAAAUCGAGUUUGACAUUGACUUUACGUAUGGCGGUGAGAGCAGCAAGUCUGCGCAUAUUUUCAACCAGGUCCAGGUGAUGCGUGGAGACGAGCCCGAGAACGUCACAGAGUCAAUAGAACAAGACCUUGGUCACGUUCGCAGACUCAGAUUAUUCAAUUCGGAGCCCAUGCUCCAAAGCUACUAUACACCACUCCGCCUACCUAUGCUUGACAGUUUCCCCCACGGGAUGUAUCCUAAAUCCAAGUCCGGUUCUGGGGUAAGCGUUCUCGCCGCAUUGACCGCGUCGAACCGAACAGCCGAGAGAAUCAAGGCCAUUGAGACGAGCACCGCACGUAUGCUCUCAGUUGAUGAACGCGAGGCCAUGCUCAAUGGACUGGGUGAGAUAAGAGAAUCCUACGAGACUGGGUGGAGCAGUGGAUCCGAGGACGAUGAUGACUAG